Molecule: messenger RNA, 1314 nt
Organism: Trichomonas vaginalis G3
Lineage: Eukaryota; Parabasalia; Trichomonadida; Trichomonadidae
Exons: 1
Coding region: 1-1314 (437 amino acids)
Source: RefSeq, a predicted model, not a curated record
AUGGUAGAAGAGCCUCCCCCAAAGAAAACAAUUUUGUCUUCUAUUCCUGGAGUUAAAUUUGAAGUGCCAAAAGAGAUAAAAGAUACUCCAAUCAGAAAUUUAGUUAAAGAAAAUACCAAAAUCACAUCUUUCUCCGAACAUCCUUCAUUAUUCAAAGCAAUUCACGAUACUGACAACGUAGUAAUUAACUAUUUAUGUAAGAAUAUUGAUGAAAUACUAUCUAUUGUCUUAACAAAAGAUGACAAAAUUCAUGGAGUUGUUUUAUAUUCCGUAUUAAAGAUGGAAAACCCUGUGAUUACAACAUCUGUUGCUAAAAGCCCCAAUUUGAUUUAUUAUGCUUUCGAAAUUCUUAUUUCGAUUCAACCAGAUCAUGAAUUACUCAUUCGUCUUGUCAAUAUUACAUAUAUCGUUCUUCAUACAGUUACAGAGGAGUUUCCGAACAUGUGUGGAUACAUUGUUCAAUUUCUGAAUAUUCUUCAGAACUAUUGCUCUCAAUCAUUCUUCGAGAGCAUACUUAAAAACGAAGCUGAAAUGGAAUCUACACAUAACUGGCUUAACAGCAUUGGAUUUGCCGAGGUUAUUGCAACCGAAAUCAGUGGAACUCAGCCUAAAGGCGACCCUUACUUAGAUUAUAAUACAUAUAGAUAUACAACAUUACUUAAGCUAGUUAGAUUAUCAUUACAUUGUCCAAUUUUAGCUGAAUCUUUUCGAUGCCAAAAAGUUAUUCAAGCUGUGCUGAAACCGAUUGACGGUGCUCAUAAAUUUGCUAUAGAGGAAAGAUUAUGUACGAUUCUUGAUUUAUAUAAUGCAGAAACAUAUUCUUAUUUUAGAGAUUUUUAUUUAACAGCUCUUCACAUAAUGGAUGAUUUCAAAGAUAAAGGAAGCUUAUUACGUGUUGCUGCAACUUAUAUUAUACUAAAAAUGAUAGCAUAUGAUCACGUAAUUGUUGAACAUAUUGAAGAUGGAUAUAUUCCUGGUAUUAUCCUUAAUAUUUUCUACCGAAACGCAGAGUCUACAGAAUUAGUUCGUGCAGCAAUGAGUUUAGCAAAGGCUGCAAUCGAAGUUCCUUCACUUAUGGAAGUAAUGACGCAAAUAGUUGUUCCACCUUUGAUAAGUGAAGCAACAAAGCCAACAAAUCUCUUCAUAACAUCAAUAUCUUAUGACUUCUUGAUUUGGUGCAAAGAUAGAGCAGAUGAAGAUCAAAAAUUUGCAAAAUCUCUUUCAUUGAUUCCUCUUUGGAAGCCAUUCUGUAAGAAGGAACUGAAAAAGAGAUUGGAUAUGAUAGAACCAUAUGAUACUGAAUCUCUGUUUUAA